Molecule: messenger RNA, 1947 nt
Organism: Debaryomyces hansenii CBS767
Lineage: Eukaryota; Fungi; Ascomycota; Pichiomycetes; Serinales; Debaryomycetaceae
Product: bifunctional triglyceride lipase/lysophosphatidylethanolamine acyltransferase
Exons: 1
Coding region: 1-1947 (648 amino acids)
Biological process (GO): lipid metabolic process
Molecular function (GO): triacylglycerol lipase activity
Source: RefSeq, a predicted model, not a curated record
AUGUUAAGUAGUUUAUUUAGGUCGAUCAUUAUCCCUAUUAUUGCGUUAAUAAUUAACCAUACCCCUUUAUUUAUAUGGGUAAUUAUAGAUUUCAUAGUUGAUAUUUGUUUCUUCUGGGUAAAGAAGUUAUACCAAUUUUAUAACACGAAAGAUCCGUUCAAGGAAUAUUUGAAACAGUUGAAGAAUGCUCUGAGUUACAAUGAGUGGAAAAAAAUUGCUGCAGAGAUUGAUAAAUUAACAAAUAUGGACCUAUGGAGACAAAAUUUUAUUUCGAAACAUUACGAUUAUAUUCUUAUUGAUGAUAGAUUAAAGUUAUUAAGAGAGGCAAGGUUGAAUCAGGAUUCACAGUUGAUUAUCUCUUUGUUUCGGUCGGGAUUAAUGAGAAACUUUGGUGGUUUAUCGCAAAAGAGAUUAUAUACAAAAUCUUACUUAGGGACUAAAUUCAAGAUAGAGGAGUAUAUAACUGAGGUAUUGAAUUGCCUCAACUAUUUAAACGAGUCCAUAAAUGCCCCCUCUGAAAGAGACAACGAUGAAUUUAUUAUGAAUAGCAAACAGUUGAAGUUGGAUUUUUUCCAUGAUGCAAGACAAUCAUUCGGUUGUACAGCGCUUUUAUUACAGGGUGGUUCUUUAUUUGGUCUUUGUCACUUAGGCGUUGUUAAAGCGCUAUAUUUUAAAGGACUUUUACCUAGAAUUAUUGGGGGGAGUGCCAUUGGUGCUGCUGUGGCAUCACUAGUCUGUACUUUGACUGAUCAAGAAUUAAUUCCUAUAUUAAUUAACAUUGCUGAUGUGAUUGCUGAUAUCGAUAGAUUGAAUCACGAUGUAGAUGAAAGAUAUGGUAAUGUGAUUGAAAAUGUUGUCAAGAAAGGCUAUUCACAAGAUAUAUUAAUAUUUUUGAAGUUUGUCCGGGACACAAUCGGCGACUUAACAUUUGAAGAGGCAUAUUUGAAGACUGAAAAGAUUUUGAAUAUUGUUGUUCAUCCAACUCAUCAGUCUGUAACUUCUUUAUUGAAUUAUAUAACGGCUCCAAAUGUAAUCAUUUGGACUGCUAUUUACGCCUCUAUCGGCACAGGAGUGCUUUCAGAUAAUGUACAGCUUUAUGUUAAGGAUUUUAACAAUCAAAUUGUUCCCAAGGUCCCAGAUUUCGAUGUGGUGUUUUUGAAGCCGCAAGAUGUGAGCUACCUGCAGCAGUAUUUUAGGACAUCAAACAGAAAAAAGGAUGAUCAUCCCAGUAAUUCCACGAAUUCCAAGGCUAAGAAUUCUUCUUCUUCUGAACCUGGGAAUAACGAUAAUACAAGUUACAAUUAUCACUUGAAGGAAAGUUCUCCUUAUACUAGAUUGACAGAAUUAUUUAAUGUAAAUCAUUUUAUAAUUAGUUUGGCUCGUCCAUACCUAGCACCAUUAAUAAGUAAUGAUUUGAAGCAUUAUCAUAAUUCAUAUGGUAAAGUGCGUUAUAAUCAUGAAGGAAAUGAGAGGAAUAAUAUGAAAUCUAAAUUCAAUAAUCAAAUACUCAUUGAUGAAAAUAAACCCCCCGUAUUGGAUAAGAAUAAAACCUCGGUUAAUGAUAUGGAAAAGUAUGCUAACGAUACUGGUUAUAACUUUAUGAAAUUAAUAAAAAACCUAUUGGGUAUGGAAAUUCAGCAUAGGUUAGAAGUAAUGAAUAAGUUAGGUCUUUUAUCCGAUUUAAUUAAACGAUUUUGUAUUGAUGAGAAGCCAUCAACACCUCAGUCAUUGACUAACAUAAGAGAAAUAUCAAUAGUUCCAGAAUUAAGAUAUCUUGUUAAAGACUUUGGAAGAGUCUUUGAUGUUCAUAAGACUAUGGAAAAUAUUCCAUACUGGAUCUUAGUUGGCGAGAGGUCUGUUUGGCCAUUAUUUCCAUUGUUAUGGGCUAGAUGUUCAAUUGAAUUUGCAUUAGAUGAUUUAUAUAAUAUUCACAGAAAGAAAGGUUAG